Cherax quadricarinatus is the source of this 1339-nucleotide messenger RNA. The record is from RefSeq and is a predicted model, not a curated record. NCBI's taxonomy places the organism in Eukaryota, Metazoa, Arthropoda, Malacostraca, Decapoda, Parastacidae.
CUUGGAGUUGGUGUGAAGAGCACCGUAGUCGUGAAGAUUAUUAUUUUCCUUUAACUCCCCAAAAAUCAAUCUGAUCAUAAUAAAACUAAUAAUAAUAAUAUCAGUAAUAAUAAUUAUAAUUAUUAUAUUCAUGGGGAAGCGAUUAACUCGUACACCACCUGGGGAAUACAAGGUAAACAGGUUUGAUCAGAGGAUGGGGAGGAGAGCUUUCAUCUCCUGGAUCAAGAGCCCUUCACUAGCAUCAAGGUAAGUACCACGAAGGGCUGACCAGGAAAUUAAUACAUUUCACUGACAGUAAAUAAGGAACUAAAAUUAAGGCGACCCUAACUGUCGGGGAGAUUUAGGCUAUACUACGCUUUUCUAUAACCACAGAAAAGCACUAAACCCGUUGGGGGUUGAGCUGGGGGAAUGAGAGGCUUUCAGGUGUGAUGCAAGGGGGCGCAUAAAUUCCUUAGAUCAAGAGCUCUUUACGAGAAGCCUCCACUGAAGGUAGUGAAAAAUUCAAGAUUUACACACCACCCUUUACCGGGCAGACCCGAGUGAAGUCGGUCCUCAUAGCGUGGUUUUUUGCGCACGUCCUACAACUCCCGCCGCGCAUCUAGGUUCCCAUUCUCUAUUUCUGACCAAUCACAGACCUUCCCUGAGUCGCCCAGGCUGAGCGGUGAUGGCGGCUGCUCGCUUCCCAUUGGUCGAGACAGCAGAAUGUAAACACUUCUACCUUGCCGGCGCCAAAACUCGUGUUUCUCGGUAUAGUGCUCCUUAUAUACUGAAGCAUUUCACCCAAUACAAUGUCGAUCAAUAAGAAAUUGUUCUACGGUGAGUCCUCCAAGGCUACCUCGAAAUUUGUCUGUGUUUGGGAUGAUACUGACUCAGAUCAAGACUCAGAUGACAUGGAUUUCCUGGAUAGUGAGGAUGAAUUCUUGCCACCAGAUGCAGAGGUGUCAACAGAUGGGGAGGAGGAAGCUGCGCCACCACCAAAAAAAAAAAAAUUGAACAAGAGGAAGAAACGUAUUACUAUGGAGGAAUACCCUGAUGAAGAAGUGCUUCAAGAUGAUCUUGCUUCUCAAGUAGACACCAGUAAUGAAGCUUUGUCAAACGUGGAAUACCCAUCUGCAUUUCAGUACCAACGUGCAGAAAGGCCAGAUGACAGUGUGAGGCUGGAUAAACAGCUAGGUCACUGGCCAGUGUUAGGUAAGCUGCUUUCAUGCAAGUUUUGCAGCAAAAAGAAUAAUCAUGUCACAUCCUCAUUUUGCUGUGCCAUAUGUAAAGUAAAUCUGUGCAUAAAGAAGGAUAAAAAUUGUUUCAUGAACUUUCAUUUGCAAAAUUAGUGAUGUGAAAU